AUGACCGAGCGCAUCGUCGGCCGGCCAUGGACUGCUCAAGAGGACCGUCUUCUCGCCAGCGCCGUCGCAGUCCAUGGAGAGUCAGACAACUGGAAGGCCGUCGCCCACUGUGUCCCGGAAAGGUCCAAUAAAGCCUGCAGGAAGGCAAGUCGAUGGCUCCAUUCCCUAUCACCGAAUGUGAAGAAAUCUGCUUGGACGCCAGAGGAAGACCAUCUACUUUUGGAACUCUACGAAGUCCAUUCAACCAAGUGGUCUGUGAUCGCAAGGCAUAUACCCGGUCGUACUGACGACGCUUGUUCAAAACGCUAUCGUGAGGCGCUCGACCCGUCCCUCAGACGUGACGAAUGGUCCAAGGAGGAGGACGACAGGCUCUUUGACGCGUACUCACGUUUGGCUGGGCGAUGGGGCCAAGUCGGCCAGGAGUUACAGCGCAGCGGAUUAGCCUGCCGUAACAGAUGGAGGCUUCUCGAGCGAAAAAGAAACAACCUAACCGAACCUCAGGGUGUCGCAGUUUCAAAAUUCGGCCCUUACCAAACUGGGGAAAUUCACGCCGUACCGCACCCUAUUACCUCCGUUCCGCCGGCCGAUAAUACAUCCGCGGUUUUUGACUAUGGGGUAGUCCUCGAUCCAUCUCUUGUCAACGCCACACGAACCACGGACUAUACUGUUGGACAUCGCCCCGUGUAUGAGGACCACGUUGCACAAUAUAACGAGAUCCAACGAAGCGUCGCUCCCACACCUGUACCAUCUCAUAUACCCGUUCCCCCUCAACGUGCGUCGGAAUAUUAUUCGCCUGCUCCUCAUCAUAACGAGUGUCACCAUCAAUUGAUCCGUGAUGGAGAGACUUCUCCAUCACAAUUAUCUCGAGAUUCGCGUUAUCCAACCACUUCUCAGGGUCCUUCCGCUGCAUUAGUCCCUACGGCACUAGGCCUACCCCACGAGGCGACUGACAGCUACUACGUGGCUCAUCGUCAACAGCUUGAGCAUGUUCAGCACGUUGUGAUGUCAUCGCCCGAUUCAUCAUCCGUCUGCAGCGUUUCCCACGAGUAUUUCCCGUCUUCAUCCUCAUCGGAUCAUUGUUCCCCCGUUUCGCCUGUCGAUGGUGCAUUACACCAGACACCCUGCAAUCAGUACUAUCCAUCCCCUGAACAUGUGGUGCCUGCGCACCAAGACAUUAGCUCAAUUUCGCGGCCCACCACAACAGCACCUGAAGCUCGUGGAGACUAUUAUCAACCACAGUUCAAAGGGCAAUUGCAGCCUCAAUUUCACCCACUGUCGAACGAACCCAAGCUUAACGGACACUGUGCUCCUAUGUCUGUUGCUGAUACAGGUCCACCAACCGUCUCGCCUAACUUCCAUUCUGCACCAUCCGCUCAGUGUUCAGCGUCUAUCAGCCCAUCUGCGUACGUGCAUCUACGUACUGCCAGUCCCAAGACCAUCGGAUCAGUGACGCAAUUGACUAACGCGAUGUCAUUUCUUAGCCCCUCCAUAAAGCCAUAUGCGUGCGGUCACGAGAGCUGCUGGCCGGUGGCCGCAGCGAGUUCCCUUGCUUGUUACACUACUUCGCGAGGUCUUUCAGACCACAAUAAGAGUUCUCAUCCAGAAGACUCUGGCGGAGAGAGACCCUACAGAUGUGGCUUAGACGGUUGCGGAAAAUCUUGGAAGGCACGUUAUUUCGGUUCUGAAAGCAUUAACGGGUUACAGUAUCAUUUGCAAAUAUCGAAGGCCCAUUUCCAACACGCUAUUGUGUCGACUUUCGUCACCUCUUACAUCGAUGGCCUCGCUGUGCCUUGUGUGGAUGCAUCUCCUGGCGAAAGUGAUGGUAAGACUAAGAAGCAAUACUCUUGUCCGCAUCAAGGCUGCCCGAAUCGGUAUAAGCAGCUCAGUGGACUGCGUUAUCAUCUAACCCAUGGUCAUCCUACGGACCUUCCGGUUCAGCUGGAUUUGGUACCUCCUGCCCUGAGUCGCAAAUUGGCUGAGAAGAUGCGGAAGGAUGGUACUGGCUCACAACCCCCUGAGACGCACACGCACAAUUCUCUUCCUGUUCCCGCCCCCUCGCAGAGCUGCUCUCCCGGGCAUGUAUCUGCAUAA
Molecule: messenger RNA, 2091 nt
Organism: Suillus discolor
Lineage: Eukaryota; Fungi; Basidiomycota; Agaricomycetes; Boletales; Suillaceae
Exons: 8
Coding region: 1-2091 (696 amino acids)
Source: RefSeq, a predicted model, not a curated record